AUGGCUGACACUACCCUCUUUGUCCACCUGGUCUUCAGCGCGUUGGCGAUACUGAUCUGCAUUACGAGACUGAUUGCGAAAAGGACCAUAUUCAAACGACUCCACACCGCCGACUGGCUCGUCAUCGCUGCCAUCUUGUGUGCUGCCGCGAGAACUGCCCUUAUAUAUGUGGUGCUUACCUGGGGCACCAAUAACCUCUCAGCUUCCGCGCGUGCUCGAAUCGACUUUACACCGCAGGAGAUCUACCAAAGGACAAUUGGAAGCAAAUUCGCUAUAGCGAAUAGGCCAAUCUACAACACAUAUCUCUGGCUACUCAAAUUAGUGUUGCUCGAUUUCUUCUGCCGCCACUUCCACACGAGCGGAAACUCAAAGCGCAUAAUUCGGUGGUCAUACGGAUCAGUAUUCUUCGCUACCUGGGCGGCGGCAUUCAUUGUUGGAUUCACCGAGUGUGAUCCAGUCUCCAAAUACUGGACCGUAGUCCCGGCACCAGGAAAGUGCACCCAGGCGCAGGUACAGCUCAUCGUCCUCGGUGUUUUGAACAUCGCGACUGAUUUGAUGUUGUUGCUCUUACCACUGCCAACACUCUUCUCCCUGCAAACUCCAUGGAAGCGCAAGGUGAGACUGAUUCUGAUCUGUACCCUCGGCAUAUUCAUCAUCGCUGUCACGGUAAUUCGGCUACCCAUCAAUGCCCUGAAUGCCAGUAUUCAGGCCAACCGCACCGUCUGGGCGAGCACGGAACUUCUCACCGCAGCUAUAGUUGCUAAUGCUCCUGUUCUCUACGGCGCUUUCAACAAAGCUCGGCGUGGCAGAGGCAAACCAUUUGAUGGUCUGGAACAGGAGGCACAAGGCGCGGGCGCUUCGGUUCCCAAUCGUGGUGGUUACUGUCACCAGCUGGCUGUACGCAGGAAUCAGUACGACGACGAGGAUUUGAUGUUGAAGACGGACGAUUGGUCCRAGGAUCCUGCAUGUGUGUUCCAUGCGAAUAUCGCUCGUCGAGCUGAGCAGGGAGGCACCGAGUGA
Messenger RNA from Ramularia collo-cygni, 1020 nucleotides. RefSeq lists its product as uncharacterized. NCBI's taxonomy places the organism in Eukaryota, Fungi, Ascomycota, Dothideomycetes, Mycosphaerellales, Mycosphaerellaceae. Bases 1 to 1020 code for a protein of 339 amino acids. The record is from RefSeq and is a predicted model, not a curated record. The transcript has a single exon.